Sinocyclocheilus anshuiensis is the source of this 589-nucleotide messenger RNA. Its product is annotated as NADPH oxidase 4-like. NCBI's taxonomy places the organism in Eukaryota, Metazoa, Chordata, Actinopteri, Cypriniformes, Cyprinidae. The record is from RefSeq and is a predicted model, not a curated record. Gene Ontology annotation, molecular function: superoxide-generating NAD(P)H oxidase activity. The transcript is spliced from 8 exons. Bases 17 to 589 code for a protein of 190 amino acids. Gene Ontology annotation, biological process: superoxide anion generation; defense response. Gene Ontology annotation, cellular component: NADPH oxidase complex; plasma membrane.
CGCGCGCGAGAGAAUCAUGAGCGUCGCGCUGAAGAGCUGGAGGGCUAAUGAAGGACCCAAACACUUGAUCACGAUGGUUUGGAUUGCAGUGAAUGUAUUUCUGUUCUGGAAAACAUUCAUGUUGUACUUCAGCGGAGCGCAGUAUUAUUAUCUACACAAGAUGCUGGGGCUUGGUCUCUGCAUCAGUCGAGCGUCGGCCUCCGUUUUAAACUUCAACUGCAGUCUGGUGCUGCUGCCAAUGUGCAGAUCGCUGCUUACCUUCCUCCGAGGAUCUCAGCGGGUGACCGGUAGACGUGUUCGUCGGCUGCUGGAUAAGAGUAAGACGUUUCAUGUGGCGUGUGGAGUCACAAUUUGCGUCUUCUCUGUGGUUCAUGUGAGCGCUCACCUCGUAAACAUGGUCAGUUUCUCUGUGAGAUAUUCAGAGGAUUUCCCUGCGCUCAAUGUCGCUCAGUAUCGAGGACAGGAUCCCAGAAUUCUCAUCAUAAGCACAGUUCCUGGAGUUACUGUCUCAAGCUACGAGAUAUUCUGGUACACUCACAACCUCUUCAUCGUGUUCUAUGUUAUUCUGAUGGUCCACGUAGCGGGGUGA